AACCACACCACCUCCUACUGCGACUGCUUCUUCCCUCGCGGCCUGACGAGGGUUAAAAGAAAACCCCCCAUUCGACCCUCUUCACGCCCCGAAUCCAACUCUAACCGCCAUGUAUCUCCCCCGCCAACUCAUCUCCCACCUUUACCAACAACUCCUCCGCUCACACCACCCGCUCUCCCCACCCGUUCUGAUCCUCGUGGCUCUCGAACCCGAUGCACUCUGUGCCUGUCGGAUUCUUACGGCGCUCCUGAAGCGCGACUACAUCCCGCACAAGAUCCAGCCGGUAGCCGGAUAUGGCGAUCUCGCGCGCGCGGGCGAGGAAUUGGUCAAGCCCAUGCGGACGAACAAUGGCGGGAGUGGUGGGGUAGUUGUGUGUCUGGGGGUGGGCGGUCUGGUGGAUUUGAGCGAGAUAUUAUGCUUGAGCAGUGAGGAAGAAGAAGAGGAAGAAGAUGAUAUGGGCGGGGUCGAGGUGUGGGUGUUUGAUGCUAGGCGGCCGUGGAACCUGGCUAAUGUCUUUGGGGGUGAGGGGCGGCCGUCUGCGGCGGCUGAUGCUAUGGGAAUGGUAAAUCUGGGUGCGAGACGAGGGUCGCGCGGUGUUGAGAAAGGGUGUAUUACGUCGGCGUAUACGUCCGGCAAUGGGGGCAUUGUGGUUUAUGACGAUGGGGAUAUUGAGGAGGAGUUGGGGAAGGAGCGGGAGGCAUAUUGUGAGUUAGUGGCUAUGCCCGAAGUGGGUGAGGAGGAUGAAGACGAGGAUGAGGAUGGCGACUCGGGGAGUGAUCGCGACGAGGAUCAUCCCUCGAGUUCGGAUUCCAAGAAACGCAAGUCGUGGUCGCGCGAGGAUGAGGACGACGAGUCGGAUGAUGAAGAUGGGCCUCCACGUCAGCGGAGAAGGAGUGAUUCGGGGUCCUAUAUCAUUUCGUCACCGUCACGCCCUCCGCGGAGAGCUAUGCAUGAUUCGUCCAAUUCGUCUCGCUCGGUUACACCAACAUCAGAUUCACCAUCGCCGGUACAGCCCAAGCCACCGUCGGCGCGCACGUUACGACGACGAUUGCUGCGCAUGAAGAGGAAGCACGAGAAUGUGCUACAGAGUUACUAUUCGUCAGGGACGUCAUAUUCGGAACCGAUAUCGUCCAUUGUCUAUUCCCUUGCGUCCGAGCUCGGUCGUGAAGACAACGAUCUGCUGUGGCUGGCCAUUGUGGGUGUCUCGAGCUUGGAACUGAGUGGCCGUACCAUGUCAGGAGUGGGUGUGUCGAAUGCGCUGGAGUACGGAGGCUCGGCUGGCUGGGGUGGAGAGAGAGGCGAACGAAUACGGCAGAUUCUACGAGAUGAGGUCCUGCGAUUAAACCCUCCUGAUCCAUAUGAGCGAGAUCGCGACAUCAGAGGAGAAAUCAACGGCGUCAUUCCGACUACGGCACGGUCUCCAACGGACAAGUCAAUUCGGCUAUCUCCUGAACCGCGUUUCAUUCUCGUACGGCAUUGGUCGCUCUAUGACAGUAUGCUACAUAGCCCGUAUCUGGCAUCCAGACUUCAUGUGUGGACGGAGAACGGAAAGAAACGACUACACAAACUGCUGGCGAAAAUGGGCAUCAGCUUGAACCAGAGCCAUCAGAACUAUACCCAUAUGGACAUGGAGCUGAAGCGAGUACUACGACAACGUCUCUUGAAGUAUGCGCCAAUGUACGGCUUGGACGGACUUGUUCCGCCGGAGGCGUCUGGGCAUGCCGUUUCACGCGAGGGAUGGGGUUUUGUGCGCUGUUGGGGAUGGAAAGCCUGCCUUUCUGCCACCGACGUAGGUGUUAUCAUCGGUGCAAUUCUUGAAGUCGGGCCUGAAGAAGCCCCCGGAGUGUGGGAUGCCAAACGUGCGUCCAAAACUGCCACAGCGACCAAUGCUGAUGGAUCUACCGAGUCAGAUCUGGCCAGCCUGCUGCCCCGGUUUUGGAGUGCCUACGACGCGCUGUCAUUGACUUCAGAGUCGCCGACGCUCCUGCUGUCAUCUCUCCCUCUUGCCCAGCACCUGCACCGGGCCAUCCUUCGCACUGGUACUUCUCUGCUCGCAAAGCACCAGAUCCGUCAUUUGCGAGCGUUCCGUAUCGCCGUUGUCAAAGAUGGUCCGGACGUGAAACUCUUCACCAAUCCGGGGGCAUUGACCAAACUGGCAUUGUGGGUUGCUGAGGCGAUCCGGGUACAAGAGAGGGAACGAGGAGACUCCGUCAAGGUAGGACGCAGGCGGGCCCUGGGUACACCGCUUGUUCUUGCUGGGCUUGACGAGGACCGGGGCUUGUAUGUGGUCGUGGGUACAGGAGGAGGUGGCGGAGUGGUUGACUUUGCCGCCCUCGCCAAACGGCGAGAGGAGCGAAGGAAAAAGAAAGAAGCCAAGGAGAAAAAGCGCAAGGAGCGGGAGGAGCGUCGGGCGCAGCGCGCUGCCGAGCGCGCUGCCAACGGUGAAGAUGACGAGGAAGAGGAGGAGACGGAGGAGUCGUCGUCUGAAUCCGAGUCGGAGUCGGAAGACGAACAGGACCUGCGCAGCAACAAGCACCUUCUGCGGAAUAGGUUUGGCAUCGCGUUCCAGGAAGUGGUGCAAGAAACCAGUGCUCGAGUACGCAUUGAUAGCUUCGAGCACUGCGUGGUUGAGGUGCAGAAGGAAGACCUGGGAGGCUUCUUGGAAGCGCUGAGCUUCCGUAGUGUUGUCGGUUGAAACAGUCCAUCCUGACUGUCCCUUCUCUUUUCCUUGCGUCAUGCUCUUCAUUCUACGUUGAUCACAACGUGUCUGCUAAUGCACUCUCCUAUGUUGUGUCUAGGGUGGU
Molecule: messenger RNA, 2804 nt
Organism: Aspergillus vadensis CBS 113365
Lineage: Eukaryota; Fungi; Ascomycota; Eurotiomycetes; Eurotiales; Aspergillaceae
Product: cell division control 45 family protein
Exons: 2
Coding region: 110-2695 (861 amino acids)
Biological process (GO): mitotic DNA replication preinitiation complex assembly; double-strand break repair via break-induced replication; DNA replication initiation
Cellular component (GO): DNA replication preinitiation complex
Molecular function (GO): chromatin binding; DNA replication origin binding; single-stranded DNA binding
Source: RefSeq, a predicted model, not a curated record